CUCACUAUCACUGAGAGGGAAAAGAGCACAGCAUCAGCUUGACCGGAGAAAUUUCUGCUGUUCCCUCUGUCUGGAUCUACUGAAGGAUCCAGUGACUAUUCCCUGUGGGCACAACUACUGCAUGAGCUGUAUUAAAAGCCACUGGGAUAAGAGGGAUCAGAGGAAAGAAGUCCACAGCUGUCCUCAGUGUAGACAGACCUUUACACUGAGGCCUGCGCGGGCGGAAAACAGCAUGUUUGCAGAUUCAAUGAAGGGACAGAAGAAGACGGGACACCAAGUUGCUCCGGCUGAUCACUGCUACGCUGGACCUGAAGAUGUGGGAUGUGAUGUCUGCACUGUGAGAAAACGGAAAGCUCUCAAGUCUUGUCUGCAGUGUCGGGUCUCUUACUGUAAGGAGCACAUCCAACAACACUUUGAAGUUCCAUCAAAGAAACACAGGCUGGUCGAAGCUGCAAAGCUCCAGGAAAACAUCUGUACCGAACAUGACGAGGUGAAGAGCAUUUUCUGCCACACUGAUAAGCGAUGUAUCUGUGUUGACUGCUCAAUGAAUGAACACAAAGGCCACAACACAGUGAGAGCCUCAACAGAAAUGGCCAAGAGGCAGGGAGAGCUCAGAACAAGUCGACAAGAAAUCCAGCAGAGAAUCCAAAGCCGAGAGAAGGUUGUGAAGGAGCUUCAGCAGGAGAUGAAGGCCAUCAAUCGCUCUGCUUAUGCAGCAGCGGAGGACAGUGAGAAGAUGUCUACUGAGCUGAUUAAUCUCAUCGAGAAAAGAAACUCUGAUGUGAAGCGUAAGAUCAAAUUCAAGCAGCAAAUUAAAGUGAGUCGGGCCAAAGAGCUUCAGGAGAAGCUGCAGCAGGAGAUCACUGAUCUGAGGAGGAGGGACACUGAGCUGAAGCAGCUGUCACACACGGAGGAUCAAACCCAGUUUCUGCUCAAACACGCCUCGCUGCCAUGUCUCCCUAAUUCUACCGCCUUACCCUCUUGCAACACACGCUCUUUGCAAUACUUUAAGGAUGUGACUGCGUCUGUGUCAGCGGCCAGAGAAAAACUACAGGAAAGUUGUAGAAAGGAAUGGAACAAGAUCUCAAUGACAGUGAGUGAAGUGGAUGUUUUACUGCCACAGGACCCCAAGACGAGAGCUGAAUUCUCACAAUAUGCAGAUCACGUGAGCAAUUUCCAACUGGAUCAAAACACGGCGAGCAUGCAGAUGUUAUUGUCUCAAGAAAACAGAAAAGUAACGUGUAUGAAAGAUAUACAGUCGUAUCCUAAUCACGCAAACAGAUUCAUGGACAGGUCUCAGGCUGUGUGUAAAAGACGUCUGACUGGACGUCAUUACUGGGAAGUGGAGUGGAGCGGCUUAGGAGUUUCAGUAGCAGUUGCAUACAGGGAUAUUGCCAGAACAGGAGAUGCAAGUAUAUUUGGUGAGAAUGACAAGUCUUGGGCAUUGAUGUGUGUGAACAAAAAUACUCAUACAAUUUAUGAUUACAAACAUAACGGUGAAAAAACAAUUAUUCCAAACGUCCCCAAGUCCUCCAGAGUCGGGGUGUUCCUGGAUCACAAGGCAGGGAUUCUGUCCUUCUACCGCAUCUCUGAGACUUUCACUCUCCUCUACAAAGUCAAGACCAAGUUCAGUCAGCCACUCUAUGCUGGACUUGGUGUUUAUUAUUUUGGAUCUACAGCUGAGUUUGUGUCAUCAAGUAGACAAAGAGUUACAGUGGAUUUUCCCCAGGAGACAGCAGCUGUGUAGAUCAGCAAAGAGGGAGGGCUUUCCCAAAUUAGAUAGAGGUUGAUUAACUGUUGUGCAACCUAAAUGGAUAUUGAACCGUGUGUGGUGUAUAUAGUCCUAUUUGUUCUAUAAUUGCAUUGUUGCUGUAAUGUGUUCUGCUCUGUGUGACUUGGGCCUUAAUUGAGCAGUGUGAUAUAAGUCUUUUAUUUAUUAAGAAUGGUUUUGUUUUCACAAUUUCACUUUGUCAGUGUAUUCAUAAAAGUGCAGUUAAGUUUUAAUCGUUAAUCUGAUUCAUCAUUGGAUUACUUUCCUCCACAGCGCUGACAUACUUAGCAUACUGGUUUUGUGUAUAAAGUGAACACAUAGUGGGGAACGCUCCCCAGAGAAGGAAGUGUAGGGUUGUGAACGCAGCCCUCAGAUGGCUCAUCCCCUCAAUCAGUGCCAGCAAAUAAAACGCACCCGUGGUUCUGGCCUCACUCCUUUCUUUUGGCCCCUGGUACUCUGUGGUGGCUCAUGGUGGGUUUCAGACAUUUUUCUCCUCUUGUUGCCGUCUGACUACUUACCCCAUAUGUGAGGUGGUUCACCUGCUGCUGUUUUGCUGCCUCCAUUUUGCCUGUUUUUCCUCUGCUUUGCAUGUUCUGGCAGUUUUUCCUCUGCUUUGCAUGUUUUGACUGUUUUUCCUUUGUUCUGCAUGUUUUGGCUGUUGUUUUGAUGAUUUUCAUAGAUUCCUUUAAUACAUUUUCGGUUCAUUUUUACAAAACACGCAUCUGUGUGCCCUUAACAAAUUCUACACCAUAUAUUUGGGUCGUUAAGCUUAUAUUUCCCAGGGUGUAAUUCCCCAGGUGGCGUUGUUGGUUCCCUUUCAUUUCCCCCCUAAGGCCCGGCCGCUACACAUAGAUGGAAAGAUAAGAUUGUCUUUUGAAAUCAUUUUAUGAUUGAAUAUGUGAAUAAAGUCCAUCAGUAAAGUUGCUUAGAAGCAUUACAGAUAAGACGUUUUACAGCUACGGACAUGUUUCAAUAGAGUAUUCAGCAAAGAGAUCAUAAGACAUGUCCAAUUUUACAGUCACUGUCUCACUGUAAGUCUUUCAUGACACUGACAAAAUAAAAAAAUAUUCAAAAAAUACUCUGUAUAUAUUAUAAUAAUAAAUACUGUAAAGAUGUAACCUCUUGUGUGUUGUAUGUGGUGCUGCUGUUUGCUGAUUGGAUAUGUUAAAUAAAAAACACAAGUAGUAUAAUAAGUUAUUGCUUGUUUGUUCUAUGCCUCUGUGACAUCAAUAUUUUGUGAAUGUUUGUCCCGUUUAUUCAAAAUGAAGCCGAUACACAUAGUAUGGAAAAAAGGUAGGCCUAAAUGUAAAUUACACAGGUGAUGUAUUUGUAUGGCUACAGCUUUAAUUUGGAACAGAUAACAGCAGUAGGUUUAAGGAAAAUAAAAUAAGCAAGUUUAUGACAAAAUAUUUACUGAAUGGAUCUUUUUCACAGCAGACAUUUUGACUCGUCAUUGUAGGAAAAGCACACAUGGAUUUAAUGAUAUUCAUGAUGGGUCUGUUCUUUUGCAGUAAGCCACACCAGUGUGUCUGUGUGUCAGCUUGCACAAUACAAGGACCCUGUGACCUAAACAGCUA
Messenger RNA from Anarrhichthys ocellatus (wolf-eel), 3348 nucleotides. RefSeq names its product tripartite motif-containing protein 16-like. The record is from RefSeq and is a predicted model, not a curated record. The annotation marks the transcript as partial. The transcript has a single exon. NCBI's taxonomy places the organism in Eukaryota, Metazoa, Chordata, Actinopteri, Perciformes, Anarhichadidae. Gene Ontology annotation, molecular function: zinc ion binding; protein binding.